AUGAUGUGCGAGGCAGGGCUGAUUGCAUCAGAGCCCUCCAACCCCAUGCAGUACUAUGGUGAGUCGUCUGACACCUACUACCACGUGGACCGCUGGCAGAGGCUGCGCACGGCUGUCAGGAAGCUGGAGUUCUGGGAAAACUUCAACGCCGAGCUGAUAGGCAGCGGCUUCUUCUCCAAGGUCUACAAGGUGACUCAGGCUGCUGCUUGUAAGGUGAUGGUGGUGAAGAUCUACAAGAACGACGUGGACCAAGAGGUGAUUGUGCGUGAGAUCAGCCUACUGCAGAAGCUGUCCCACCCCAAUAUUGUUAGGUACCUUGGGAUAUGCGUGAAGGAUGACAAACUGUACCCCAUUCUGGAGUACGUGAAUGGAGGUUGCCUGGAGGAGCUCCUGGCCAGCAAGGACAUUGGUUUGACAUGGAAGGAAAAAGUGGACUUAGCUUCUGACAUCACCAGAGGAAUGAUCUACCUGCACUCCAAGAACAUCUACCACCGAGAUCUCAACUCCAAGAACUGCCUCAUUCGAUUGAUGCCACGGGGUCGCGAGGCGCUGGUGACUGACUUUGGGCUGGCCAGGGAGGUGGUGGAGCUGCCUGUGAAGGAUGUGGAGAGGAAGCUGUCUUUGGUGGGCUCUGCUUUCUGGAUGGCUCCUGAGAUGCUGCGGGGAGAGCCCUAUGACCGGAAGGUGGAUGUGUUUUCCUUUGGCAUUGUCCUCUGUGAAAUCCUGGGCAGGAUUCCAGCUGACCCUGAAGUGCUUCCCAGGACUCAGGAUUAUGGCUUGGAUGUUGCUGCCUUCCAAGGGAUGAUCAGCGAAUGCCCCAAGCGGGUGAUUGACCUUGCUGCUAGCUGUUGUCGGGUGGAAGCAUUUAAGAGGCCGUCUUUCUCUGAAAUCCUGGAUGAGUUGGAGGAUGUCACGGAGAGCCUGGAGCCUAGGAGGGACAAUCAGCUUUUGGGCUGA
This is a messenger RNA of Haliaeetus leucocephalus (bald eagle), 957 nucleotides long. RefSeq names its product dual specificity testis-specific protein kinase 2-like. The record is from RefSeq and is a predicted model, not a curated record. Lineage: Eukaryota; Metazoa; Chordata; Aves; Accipitriformes; Accipitridae. Gene Ontology annotation, biological process: protein phosphorylation; actin cytoskeleton organization. Gene Ontology annotation, molecular function: ATP binding; protein serine/threonine kinase activity. Bases 1 to 957 code for a protein of 318 amino acids. The transcript is spliced from 8 exons. Gene Ontology annotation, cellular component: cytoplasm; nucleus.